AUGUUUGGUUCACUGCUUCUAUUUCUUGUUAUAUGUUUUGGAAUAAUUUUAAGCACCAUUGGAUUUUUGAUUGUAAAUUCAUUGGGAAGUACUGGACCUCAGAGCCAACUUUUGUAUGCAGCAACUUACAAUUGUAAUUGGACUACUCUGGAUUUGAAAGACUCGAAACAAUUAAUUAUACUGGCGGUACGUUCUCAGAGACCAUUACAUAUAACGAUCGGAAAGUUUGCACCUGUUUCACUCAAUACUUUUGCAAAACUUCUCAAAUCAUCGAUGGGGUACAUUUCUUUCCUCAUGGCCAAGAAGAAAGAAUAA
Molecule: messenger RNA, 315 nt
Organism: Cotesia congregata
Lineage: Eukaryota; Metazoa; Arthropoda; Insecta; Hymenoptera; Braconidae
Source: the annotation of a GenBank genome assembly